This is a messenger RNA of Botrytis deweyae, 456 nucleotides long. RefSeq lists its product as uncharacterized. The coding region runs from base 1 to 456 and encodes 151 amino acids. The record is from RefSeq and is a predicted model, not a curated record. The transcript has 3 exons. Lineage: Eukaryota; Fungi; Ascomycota; Leotiomycetes; Helotiales; Sclerotiniaceae.
AUGUCGACUUUGACACCUCCCGAAGACCAACCUGCCAGAGCCCGCAGCAAAUCCAUCGCACCAAAUCAGCUCCAAGCUGCUACACACCUCCAGGGUGGAACUGUCAAUAACACAUUGCAAGUCUCAUCGCCACCAAGAUCCAAAUCGAUGCUCGAUCUUUCAACUCCAGAACCAGAAACCACAGCAGGAGAUAGCACGACUAAUCCUCACUCACUUCUCGUUAUGCAGUUCAAGAACAAACACGGAAGUAAAGAUGGACGUACGGAUUCUCAAGAAUCUUUGAACAAGCCUGGAGGGAUAAUCGUCGGGGAUUUUGGCUCGCAAGAAUCGCUUGAUGAUCUUAGGAAGGCGAAGAAUAGAAUCACAAAGAGAAAGGUUCGUUUCGCGGGUGAUCUUCAUUUCGAUAGCUCCAGGAAUCGAGAGGAAACCAUAUUUGAUUGUGAGAUCGAUUUGUAG